Messenger RNA from Klebsormidium nitens, 1131 nucleotides. The record is from the annotation of a GenBank genome assembly. NCBI's taxonomy places the organism in Eukaryota, Viridiplantae, Streptophyta, Klebsormidiophyceae, Klebsormidiales, Klebsormidiaceae.
AUGCAAUCCGGUGAGUCCGUUGCCGCCUAUAGGGGUAGAGCCCAAGACCUUUACCGGGAUUUGCUAGCCGCCCGUUCCGAUGUGAAGCCGGAUGAUCUAUCCUUUAGCGUGCUUGCCGACUUGUCAAGCCGGUUUGAAGGGGUAGGAACGGUGUUGACCACCACCAAGGAGGAGCUAGGCAAGGUGGAAGAGCUUCUCUCGACGUUGCAAGUGUUUGAGCAAAGGCAUGGGGUGUUUGGGGAGCGAAAUAGCGGGCCUCGGGUUCGGCAACGGCGAUGGCCUACGUGGCCAAGGGUGGCAACUUUGCCGGCAAGGACAAGGGUGGCCCGGGAAAGACUUCCAUGGCUUGCCACAGGUGUGGAAAGUUGGGGCACUUUGAGAGAGAGUGCCGGUCCGGGUCUCGAUAGCCAGAGAAGCUCAAAUCGGGGAAGAAGUGCGGUAGCCCGGACCUUUUCAGAGGGGUUGCCCAAAGAAGGGGGCUACCGGGGGCUGGCAAGGGUAGCCUUUGUAGUCGGGGAAAGGGCGGAGACUGGAAGGUGGAUUGUUGACUCCGGGCCUAGCCAACGCAUGACGGGGGUCAAAAGCUCCUUCUCAACGUCGGAGAUGCUUGGGCCGGGGACUCGGGCAAUCAAGUUUGGGAACAAGGGGUUCCUUGAGGUAGCCCGGGUUGGCACCAUGGAGUUGCGGUGCGGGACGCCCUCGGAAGAGCGGGUUAACCUUCUCCGUGAGGUAGCGGAGGUGUGCGAAGUGUACAUGGACAGGGAGGUCAUGCUUCGGGCGGAGGAGAAUGCGAAGGAAAUUUCGGUGAUUUGCCAACCGAGGGCAACGUGGGAGGACACGUGCUUGCACGUGAGGGAAGGCGAGACUCCGGUAUUGUGGCACCGGAGGUUGGAGCACGCCGGCUAUGAGAGCUUUGCCAAGAGGGUCGAAGAACGAGCGGUCCGGGUUGUAGGGGUCAAAGCAGAGACCUUCCAGGAGGAGAAACCCUCGUGUGCGAGCUUUGCAUCAUGGGGAAGCAAACCCGGGAGCCGUUUUCCAUGGAGUCGAACUCCAAAGAGAAUACGGAGCCACUCGAGCUCGUGCACAUGGACGUGUGCGGCCCAUGCCGGUGACGUCAAAGAGGGGGAGUAG